Penaeus vannamei (Pacific white shrimp) is the source of this 1620-nucleotide messenger RNA. Lineage: Eukaryota; Metazoa; Arthropoda; Malacostraca; Decapoda; Penaeidae. The record is from RefSeq and is a predicted model, not a curated record.
UACUCCCCAACCUCUUUCCCCUCCCCUCCUCCUCCUUCCCCCCCCUCUUCUUACACCACCACCACGCCCGCACGCACGCCCACCCUCCUCAUUCCGUGUGCCUCUCCUUCGUGUGCUUCCACGUCUCCUGGGCGUGUUGUGCGGGCGUGGACGGGCGGCGCAGGGGGCGUGUGGCCUGUUUAGUCUCCGUCGUGGCCGCUGGGGCUGGCUCUCCACCGGGCAAGUGGAUGAAGUGGAAGACGAAAUGGUGUAGGGGACGUGCGCUCUCGGCGGCCGCUCGCGAUGUGGAGAGGAGUGUGCGGCCGGGCCGAGUGCGCGGCAGUUGAAGUGAGGCCAUGUGGAGUGCAGGGGUGGCCGUGGCGCUGCUCCUGCCAUGUUGGCGCUGCCGCCUGCCAGUGGGUGUGUGUGUGUGUGCAGUGAUACAGUGAGCUUUCGGUGACCAGCGACCCUGGCCUCUGAACCACCGGUCCGAAAAGCCCUUUGCGAGGCGAGGAAUGCCUCCAGCUCGGCCUCCUUCUACCCCCCCUCCUCCUCCGCAGUCGCCGCCCUCGCCUUCGCCGCCGCCUUCAUCGUCCUCGCCUCCGCCGCCGUUGCCGCUGUGCCGAGAGCGGAAGGGCACUGCUCACUCCUCCUUGAGGGCCACGAUGCUAGCUAGCAGCAGCAGCAUCAGCGUGUGGGCGUGGGCGUGUGGGCGGCGGGAUGGGUGUUGGCUCAUGCCCACCCGCGGCCCUGGAGUGUGUGCUCCUGCUACUGUAAUUUGCCUUGGCGAGCACGACCAGCAGACGGCGACGACGACCACGACCGUUUUGCCGACGACAGCGAUGACUAAGAGGGCGAGGACGACCCCGUCAGCCCGGCAGCCUUCCGAAACCAGCACACGGCUUGCCUGGUUGCUGAUGGUUGGCGCGGCCACCGAACCGUCGUCAACAGAGCCUGGUACGUUUCGAGUCUAGACGAUGUCGAGAAAGAGCAAGGAAGGAGAGAUAGGCAUGACUCUUCCGACAAAUGGGGCGCGGAGCAUAACAGGAGACGUUGCGGGCGGUCGUGGGCGUGCCCGAAGAUGUACACACCGUACUGGAAAUCAUGAACUCCCUCUCGUCGAACGAUGGUGUUGGUGAGGCAGUCUCGGACACAGCCGUAAGUUGGGACUUACUUGAGGAGGCGGCGGUGAGGACGGAACUCAUGGAACAAGUACCCCAGAUCGCGGUGCUGUGCCACGAGUACCCGGAACACCUGGGCGGGGUCGUGGCCAACAACCUGGUGCCCAUGGUAGUCAAGUACCUCACAGACCCCAAUAACCAGGUUCGCAAAACAUCCCAGGCGGCGCUGCUGGUUCUGCUGGAGCAAGAGCUGGUGUCCCGCUCGGACGUGCACGACCAGGUGUGCCCCGUCAUCCUGGACCUCACCUGCCCGGAUGCCAUGGACGACUUCAAGACAGAGGCCGUGGCGCUCAUGUCCAAGAUGGCGCCGCUGAUCGGGCGGGAGAUGACUGAGCGGCUGUUCCUGGAGCGGUUCACGCGCCUCUGCUCCGACGCCCUCUUCCAGGUCCGCAAGGUGUGCGCCUCCAACUUCGGCGACUUCUGCAGCGUGGUCGGCACGCAGCCCACCGAGGAGGUCCUG